Mangifera indica (mango) is the source of this 1007-nucleotide messenger RNA. Its product is annotated as auxin-responsive protein IAA32-like. The transcript has 4 exons. Bases 7 to 525 code for a protein of 172 amino acids. Gene Ontology annotation, molecular function: protein binding. Gene Ontology annotation, biological process: regulation of DNA-templated transcription. Gene Ontology annotation, cellular component: nucleus. NCBI's taxonomy places the organism in Eukaryota, Viridiplantae, Streptophyta, Magnoliopsida, Sapindales, Anacardiaceae. The record is from RefSeq and is a predicted model, not a curated record.
AUUUCGAUGGAUUCCAACUUCCUUCUCAACCCUUCAGGACUCCACUCAGUUUACUAUAAAUCUAAGGAAGAUGAUGGCCUCAGAACUCUACAGCCUGAAGCCUAUCAUCCAUCUCAACAUGUGGUGGCCAUGGAGGGAUAUGGGGACUUUAUGGAAUGGCCACAGGCUACUCUGCAGCUGAAGAAUCCAGGCAGGGGAUUUCCAGGGCCGAUACAAGACUAUGACGACGAGGAGGCAGAGGGAAUCCAGAGCAAAGAGAAGUGGGCUUGUGUGAAGGUUAACAUGGAUGGAGUUAUGGUGGGAAGAAAGAUUUGCAUUCUUGACCAUGGAGGCUAUUCUAGCCUGGCGCAUAAAUUGGAAGAAAUGUUUGGGAGAAAUUCUGCAUCUGGACUAAGAUUAUUCCAGGCUGGUUCAGAAUUUUCACUGUCUUAUCAGGUCAGGGAAGCGAAUUGGAGGCCCGUUGGUGACGUUCCCUGGAAAGAGUUUGUCAAGUCAGUGAAACGGCUGAGGAUUGCCCGGAACUGAGGCUUUUCUUCCGAAUCAAGCUUCUAAUUAGUUGUAUGUUGUGAAGAAUUUCAAAGGACGACAGACUUGACUUAGAGUGGGGGAUUACACGGGGAAAUUUGUGCACCACAAGGCAUGUAGAAUCAGAAUGGCAGCCAGAGAAUACGAACUAAACUGGAACUGGCUUUUAUUUGGGCUUAACUUGACUGGAAUUCACCCAUGAAUAAAAGGGGAGUUUAGACUUUCAUUGUGAUACCUUUAAUAAUUACUAUUUGAAGUCAAUUGAUUAUUCAAGCAAGAACAAGAAGGUUGGUGUUAAAGCUCUCGCUUGAAAGGAGAUCAGAGUUUCAGAUUGGAUAAUUAAUAGGAAUCCUGAAAUUCACCUAAUAGUUAGUCUUUACAUGGCAUUUUUGGACCUCUAUUACUUUAUUUUUGUUUGCUAAACCUUCUUCAAACUCCUAUACUAUUCAAACUUUACAAUACUCUAUGCAGGUGUGAAUUUG